UUCUCCACAGUCUCGGAAACCCCGUGCGGGAGUGAGUUGCCUUCUUUUUCCGGCGGCCGCCAUUCUGCGAGCAGGUCGUUGGAGCAAGCGACGCCGACGGCCGCUCCUCGAGCAGCCGCCAUGCAGAUCUUCGUGAAAACCCUGACAGGGAAAACUAUCACCCUCGAGGUUGAACCUUCUGAUACUAUAGAAAAUGUCAAAGCCAAAAUCCAGGACAAGGAAGGAAUUCCUCCUGAUCAACAGCGACUGAUUUUUGCUGGCAAACAAUUAGAAGAUGGACGCACUCUAUCUGAUUAUAACAUUCAAAAGGAGUCUACCCUUCACCUUGUGCUGAGACUUCGUGGUGGUGCAAAGAAGAGAAAGAAGAAGUCUUACACCACCCCUAAGAAGAACAAGCAUAAGAGAAAGAAGGUGAAGCUUGCUGUCCUUAAAUAUUACAAGGUGGAUGAGAAUGGCAAAAUCAGCCGUCUACGUCGAGAGUGUCCCUCUGAAGAAUGUGGGGCUGGAGUGUUCAUGGCUAGCCACUUUGACAGACACUAUUGUGGCAAGUGCUGUUUGACAUACUGCUUCAACAAGCCAGAAGACAAGUAAAUGUUGUAAUAAAAACCUUUAAAUGUC
Messenger RNA from Eublepharis macularius, 618 nucleotides. It is a transcript of the gene RPS27A, whose product is annotated as ribosomal protein S27a. Bases 121 to 591 code for a protein of 156 amino acids. Lineage: Eukaryota; Metazoa; Chordata; Lepidosauria; Squamata; Eublepharidae. The transcript has 6 exons. Gene Ontology annotation, biological process: protein ubiquitination; modification-dependent protein catabolic process; translation. Gene Ontology annotation, molecular function: structural constituent of ribosome; ubiquitin protein ligase binding; protein tag activity. Gene Ontology annotation, cellular component: ribosome; cytoplasm; nucleus. The record is from RefSeq and is a predicted model, not a curated record.